This is a messenger RNA of Puntigrus tetrazona (Sumatra barb), 11268 nucleotides long. RefSeq names its product fibrillin 1 (gene fbn1). Bases 193 to 8844 code for a protein of 2883 amino acids. Gene Ontology annotation, molecular function: calcium ion binding. Lineage: Eukaryota; Metazoa; Chordata; Actinopteri; Cypriniformes; Cyprinidae. The transcript has 66 exons. The record is from RefSeq and is a predicted model, not a curated record.
CGCAGCGGAAUGAGCGCUGAUGCAGUAACGCAGCCGCUGCGCUUUGUGUUGCACCUCUGAGCCGCUUUACGCUCUUUUUCUCACCCUGACAACUUUCACCGGGCGCUUUACAGUCUUCACUAGCGCGCACUUACUGAAGGGGACCUCGUCUUCAUCUUCUUCAUCAUCUGCUGGAGCGGGAGCGCGCGCAGAAUGAGGCGGCUGCUCGUGCUCGCGGCGGGAAUCUCAGCGCUCGCGUCGCUGUGCGUAUCAGCGCAGACGCUCGACGCAGGCGCAGACAGAGCCGCGCAGACGCAGGCGGCGGACAGAGCCGCGGAGCAGCCCAGAUCGAGCCGAUCGAAGCGGCGCGGCGGCGGACAGGACGUGCUGAAGGGGCCGAACGUGUGUGGAUCUCGUCAUCAUGCGUACUGCUGUCCCGGGUGGAAGACCUUGACCGGAGGCAACCAGUGCAUCGUCCCUAUUUGUCGCAGCUCCUGCGGAGACGGCUUUUGCUCCAGACCUAACAUGUGCACCUGUCCGAGCGGCCAGAUCUCUCCCACCUGCGGAUCCAAAUCAGUCCAGAACUGUAACAUCCGCUGCAUGAACGGCGGCACGUGUUCAGAGGACCAGUGUCUGUGUCAGAAGGGCUACUCCGGAGCUCACUGCGGCCAGCCGGUGUGUGAGUCCGGCUGUCUGAAUGGAGGCCGAUGUGUCGCUCCGAACCGCUGCCUGUGUAACUACGGCUUCACCGGAGCUCAGUGUGAGAGAGAUUACAGGACGGGCCCGUGUUUUGCGUCGGUCAGUAACCAGAUGUGUCAGGGUCAGCUGACCGGAAUCGUCUGCACUAAGACUCUGUGCUGUGCGACGGUGGGCCGGGCCUGGGGUCAUCCCUGUGAGCAGUGUCCAGCACAACCACACCCCUGCCGCCGAGGAUUCAUUCCCAACCACCGCUCUGGAGCCUGCCAGGAUGUGGACGAGUGCCAGGCCAUUCCUGGACUCUGUCAGGGGGGAAACUGUGUGAAUACUGUGGGCUCAUUUGAGUGCAAAUGCCCUGCUGGACACAAGUUCAACGAAAUCACACAGAAAUGCGAAGACAUCGACGAGUGCUCUCAGAUCCCGGGCCUGUGCAGUGGAGGUCAGUGCUCCAACACCAUCGGCAGCUACUUCUGCAGGUGUCCGGUGGGCUUCGACACGGCGCUGGACGGCUCGCGCUGCAUCGACGCUCGGACGGGCUUCUGCUACGCUAACAUCGUGAGCGGACGCUGUGCUAACCUGCUCCCACAACGCAUGUCCAAGAGUCAGUGCUGCUGUGAGAACAGAGGAUGCUGGUCCGGAUCCAGCGUCCCGGAGAUGUGUCCCAUCCGAGGAACAGAGGAGUAUCAGAGGCUCUGUCUCUAUAGUCACACGGUUCCUGAUCCGGACCGACCCGAUCUGAUUCCGCUUCCGGGUCCUGGUCCUGGUCCUGGUCCUGGUCCUGGUCCUAUUCCUCGUCCCGGUCCCGGUCCCGGUUUUCCCGAUGACCCACGAGAUCCUUACCCUCAUGAUCCGAUACCUGUGCCGCCCAUCUCUGUUGACCUUCCCUCCUUCACCAUCAGACCUGUGAUCCUGCCUCAGAACGUCAGCAUCAGGAACAUGUGCGAGGCGUUUCGUAACCUGUGUAUUAACGGCCGCUGCGUGCCGACGCCGGGCAGCUACCGCUGCGAGUGUAACAUGGGCUACAGACUGGACGGCCGCGGGGAGUGCAUCGAUGCGAACGAGUGUGAGAGAAACCCCUGUGUGAACGGAGAGUGUGUGAACACGCCUGGAUCCUAUUACUGCCAGUGUCCUGCUGGAUUCCAGACCACAGCCACCAGAACCGAGUGUCGAGAUCUGGAUGAGUGUGUGGCUAAUGGUCGUAUCUGUAAUAAUGGCCGCUGCGUCAACACGGAGGGCAGCUUCCACUGUGUGUGUAACGCAGGCUUCGAGAUCUCCGCUGACGGACGCAACUGCCAAGACACUGAUGAGUGUUUGAUAAGGAACAUCUGUCUGAACGGCAUGUGCAUCAACGAGGACGGAAGCUUCAAAUGCAUCUGCAAACCUGGAUAUUUAUUAGAUGGUACUGGACGAUUCUGUGUGGAUGUGGACGAGUGUGAGAUCCCUGGGAUGUGUAUGAACGGUCACUGCGUCAACACCGAGGGAUCGUUCCGCUGCGAGUGUAUGCCAGGACUCGCUGUGGGGCUCGACGGACGCGUCUGUGUAGACACACACAUGCGCAGCACGUGUUACGGAGGAUAUAAGCGUGGUCAGUGUGUGCGACCGUUCUUCGGCGCCGUCACCAAAUCUGAGUGCUGCUGCGCCAGUGUAGAGUAUGCCUACGGAGAGCCCUGCCAGCCGUGCCCGCCGCUCAACUCAGCGGAGUUCUCAGCUCUCUGCAGUCACGGGCAAGGAACCACGACGGACGGCAGAGAUAUAAACGAGUGUGCACUGGAUCCUGAUAUCUGUCAGAACGGUGUGUGUGAGAACAUGCUGCGAACGUACAAGUGUAACUGUAACCUGGGCUUCGAGGUGGACAUCAGCGGGAAGACCUGCGUGGAUGUGGACGAGUGCAUGAUGAACAGACACCUGUGUGAGAACGGCCUGUGCAGAAACACACCGGGCAGCUUCACCUGCCACUGUCCCAAGGGCUUCACCUUCCAGCCCGAGACAGAGGUGUGUGAAGACGUGGACGAGUGUUUGAGUAACCCGUGUGUGAACGGCGAGUGUAAGAACAGCGCCGGCUCGUUCGCGUGUCUCUGCUCCACAGGAAGUACACUGGACACCUCAGGAACUCUGUGUGUGGAGACCACUAAGGGCACGUGUUGGCUGAAGGUGGUGAACGCACAGUGUGAGAUCAACAUUAAUGGAGCGACGCUGAAGUCUCACUGCUGCGCCACGCUGGGGGCGGCCUGGGGCUCACCGUGUGCCAAAUGUGAACCAGAUCCGUUCUGCUCUAAAGGUUACGGUCGAGUGAAGGGCACCGUCUGUGAGGACGUGAACGAGUGUGAGGUGUUUCCUGGUAUCUGCAUCAAUGGGAAGUGUGUGAACACCGACGGCUCGUUCGUCUGUCAGUGCCCCAGCGGCAUGACGGUGGACUCCAGCGGAAGGACCUGCGUCGACCUGCGGACGGAGCUGUGUUACCUCACACACGUGGACGAGCGCUGCGGGGCCCCGAUCUCGGGCCGGCACCGAGCGGACGCCUGCUGCUGCUCCGUGGGCGCGGCCUGGGGCCCCGAGUGUGACGAGUGUCCAGAGAAAGGAACGCCCGAAUACACCCAGCUCUGCCCUCGGCCCGGAUUCUCCCACCGAGGAGACUUCAUCAACGGCAAGCCCUUCCUGAAAGAUAUAAACGAGUGUAAGAUGAUCCACAGCUUGUGCAAGAACGGCCGCUGCAGGAACACCAUCGGGAGCUUCCGGUGCCGCUGCGACAGCGGCUUCGCUCUGGACUUCGAUGAAAGGAACUGCACAGAUAUCGACGAGUGCCACAUCUCUCCUGAUCUGUGCGGUCACGGCACCUGUGUGAACACCGCCGGUGAUUUCCGCUGUGAUUGUUUCACCGGAUACGAGAGCGGCUUCAUGAUGAUGAAGAACUGCAUGGACAUCGACGAGUGUGAGCGAAACCCUUUACUCUGCAGAGGAGGAGAAUGCAUCAACACCGAAGGCAGCUUCCGCUGCGAGUGUCCAGAGGGUCACGAGAUCGCCCCUGACGGCUCCGCCUGCCUCGAUAUCAAUGAGUGUGAGCUGAGCGACAAGCUGUGCAGGAACGGUCAGUGUGUGAAUAUGAUCGGCCGCUACCAGUGCUCCUGUAACACCGGCUACAAGUCCACUGAAGACAGGCUCUCGUGUGUCGAUAUCGAUGAAUGCACCAUAGAGAACGGAGGCUGUGAGACGUUCUGCACCAAUUCAGAAGGAAGUUACGAGUGCAGCUGUCGCCGUGGUUACGCCCUCAUGCCCGACCUCCGGAGCUGCACAGAUAUCGAUGAGUGUGAGGACAGUCUGGACAUCUGUCACGGCGGUCAGUGCACCAACAUCCCCGGAGAAUUCCAGUGCCUGUGUUUCGACGGCUUCAUGUCUUCUGAGGAUAUGAAAUCAUGUCUGGAUGUGAACGAGUGUGAGCUGAAUCCGAACAUCUGUCUGAGCGGGAAGUGUGAGAACACCAAGGGCUCGUUCAUCUGUCACUGUGACCUCGGCUUCUCCGUCAGGAAAGGGACGACCGGCUGUACAGACAUUAACGAGUGUGAGAUCGGCGCUCAUAACUGCGACCGUCACGCCAGCUGUACGAACACCGCCGGCAGCUUCAGAUGCAGCUGCGCUCCGGGAUGGAUCGGGAACGGGAUCAAAUGCACAGAUCUGGAUGAGUGUUCUAACGGGACGCACCUGUGCAGCCCCAGCGCAGACUGCAUGAACACCAUGGGCUCCUACCGCUGCCUGUGCAAGGAGGGCUUCGCUGGAGACGGAUUCUACUGCGUCGACACUGAUGAGUGUGCAGAAAACGUGAAUCUGUGUGAGAACGGACACUGUCUGAACGUUGCUGGUGGAUACCGCUGUGAGUGUGACAUGGGCUUCAUCCCCACCGCAGACGGAAAAGCCUGUGAAGACAUAGACGAGUGCACGUUUGCAGAUAUCUGUGUGAACGGCCGCUGUCGUAACAUCCCGGGUCUGUUCCGGUGCCUGUGUGACCCGGGGUACGAGCUGGACCGCAGCGGAGGAAACUGCACAGACGUGAACGAGUGUGCUAACCCCACCACCUGCAUCAGCGGUCUGUGUCUGAACACACCGGGCAGUUAUAUCUGCAGCUGUCCGCCGGACUUCGAGCUCAACCCCACUGGAGUCGGCUGCGUCGACACUCGCUCUGGAAACUGCUACCUGGAUAUACGAUAUCGCGGUGAUUUCUCUGAGAAUCUGGACUGCUCGACUGAGAUCGGUGUGGGCGUUUCCAAAGCGUCCUGCUGCUGCUCUCUGGGUCAGGCGUGGGGUUCCCCCUGCGAGGCCUGUCCACUGCUCAACUCCUCGGAGUACAGGACUCUGUGUCCUGGAGGAGAAGGAUUUCGACCCAAUCCCAUCACUGUGAUACUAGAGGAUAUCAACGAGUGUCAGGAGCUGCCUGGUCUGUGUCAGGGAGGAAACUGCAUCAACACGUUUGGUAGUUUUCACUGUGAAUGUCCGAGAGGUUUUGCGCUCAAUGAAGAAACCAGGAUCUGUGAAGAUGUGAAUGAGUGUGAGCGUUCUGGCAUCUGUGGUCCGGGUCUGUGCUACAACACCAUCGGGAACUACACCUGCAUCUGUCCCGCCGAGUACAUGCAGAUCAACGGAGGAAACAACUGCAUGGACAUGAGGAAGAGCUUGUGCUACAGGAACUACUACUCUGAUAACGCCACAUGUGACGGAGAGCUGACCUUCAACGUGACCAAGAAGUUCUGCUGCUGCUCAUAUAACAUCGGCCGGGCCUGGAACAAACCCUGCGAGCGCUGCCCCGUCCCCAGCACCAAUGAGUUCGCUGUGCUGUGUGGAAGUGAGAGGCAGGGAUUUUCCAUUGACAUUUACACCGGUCAAAUCAUCGACAUCGACGAGUGCCGUGAGAUUCCCGGUGUGUGUGAGAAUGGCGUGUGUAUCAACAUGAUCGGCAGUUUCCGCUGUGAAUGUCCGAUGGGUUUCGUCUAUAAUGACAAGCUGCUGAUCUGUGAAGAUAUUGACGAGUGUCAGAACGGGCCGGUGUGUCAGCAGAACGCCGUCUGUCUGAACGUUCCCGGAAGUUUCCGCUGCGAGUGUACACCUGGAUACCGGCAGACUCCCACCCAGCAGUGUGUCGAUCGUAACGAGUGCGCUGAGAAUCCCAACAUCUGCAGUCCUGGUCAGUGUAUUGAUAUGGUGGGUAGUUACCGCUGCAUCUGCCCCAACGGCUUCAAAUCCACACCAGACCUGUGUAUCGAUGUGGACGAGUGCGAGCGCCAGCCGUGUGGAAAUGGAACCUGCAAGAACACUGUGGGCUCCUACAACUGUCUGUGUUACCCAGGGUUCCAGCUGUCACACAACAACGACUGCAUCGACACAGACGAGUGCUCUUCGCUCCGGGGUUUGUGUCGGAACGGAAACUGCAUCAACACGGUGGGCUCGUUUGUGUGUGUGUGUCUGGACGGGUAUAAACUCUCUCCUGAUGGCCGGGUGUGUGUGGACAUCAACGAGUGUUUGAUCAGCCCUGGCACCUGCGGCCCGGGAACGUGCCAGAACCUGGACGGGUCCUACAGGUGCAUCUGUCCUCCGGGUUACUUCCUGCAGAACGACCGGUGUGAAGAUAUCGACGAAUGCUCUCAGACUGGAGAGAUCUGCAUCUUUGGCAAGUGUGUGAACACGCCGGGCAGCUUCAGGUGCGAGUGUCCGGAGGGAUUCCAGCUGUCCUCCACCGGGAAGAGAUGCAUGGAUUUUCGUGUGAAUUACUGCUACACUGAGUUCGAGAACGGACGCUGUCAGGCUCCGAAGAGCUUGAACACCACUAAAAGCUCCUGCUGCUGCAGCGUGAUGCCGGGUCAGGGAUGGGGUGACCCCUGUGAGAUCUGCCCCUCUCCAGAGGAGGAGGCAUACAAAGCCCUGUGUCCUGCCUCUGGUAAAAUCCUGACUAUAGACGGCACGGCUGUGGAUGUGGACGAGUGUUCAGAAAACCCGGGCAUGUGUAAGAACGGUCACUGCAUCAACACAGACGGGACGUUCCGCUGCGAGUGCCCCUUCGGCUACCGGCUGGACUACAAAGGGAUCAACUGCGAAGACACCAACGAGUGUGAGCUGGGGAACCCGUGUGGGAACGGCACCUGCACAAACGUGGAGGGAGCGUUCGAGUGCAGCUGUGACGAGGGCUUCGAACCCGGGCCCAUGAUGACCUGUGAAGACAUCAACGAGUGUUCCCAGAAUCCUCUGCUGUGUGCGUUCCGCUGCGUCAACACGGUGGGCUCGUACAAGUGUAAAUGUCCGGCGGGAUACGUGCUGAGAGAAGACCAGCGGAUGUGCAAAGAUCAGAACGAGUGUGAGGAGAGUCUGGACGACUGCGAGGUCAGAGGAAUGUCCUGUAAGAACCUGAUCGGCACGUACAUGUGCAUCUGUCCGCCGGGAUACACCAGACAGCCCAACGGAGACAGCUGCGUGGAUCUGAACGAAUGCAAGGCCAAGCCGGGCAUCUGUGAGAACGGCCACUGCGAGAACACGGUGGGCAGUUACCGCUGCGUCUGCGAUCAGGGCUUCAGUCCCAGUCCCAGCAGAACCGAGUGCAUCGAUAACCGUCAGGGCUUCUGCUUCCUGGAGGUUCUGCAGACGAUGUGUCAGAUGAGCUCCAGCAGUCGUGUGAGUGUGAGGAAGUCUGAGUGCUGCUGUGACGGGGGCCGCGGCUGGGGGCCCAACUGUGAGCUCUGCCCGCUGCCUGGGACCACACACUACAAGAAGAUGUGCCCGCUGGGCCCCGGAUACACCACCGACGGCGAGGAUAUAGACGAGUGUAAGGUGAUGGGGAAUCUGUGUAAGAACGGUCAGUGUUUGAACACACCCGGCUCCUUCAGCUGCGUCUGUAAAGUGGGAUACACCACUGACCUCAGCGGCACGCAGUGUGUGGAUGUGGACGAGUGUGUUCAGGCUCCUAAGCCCUGUAACUUCAUCUGUAAGAACACGGAUGGUGGAUAUCUGUGCUCCUGUCCUCGAGGAUACGUGCUGCAGGAAGAUGCCAAGAGCUGCCGGGAUCUGGACGAAUGCAGCACCAAACAACACAACUGUCAGUUCCUGUGUGUCAACACCAUCGGAGGAUUCACCUGCAAAUGCCCACCAGGAUUCACACAACACCACACGGCCUGCAUCGAUAAUAAUGAGUGUGCCUCUGAACCGGGUCUCUGUGGUCCGAACGGAGUGUGUCAGAACAGCCCUGGCAGUUUUAACUGUGAGUGUCAGAGAGGUUUCUCCCUCGACCCCAACGGACAGCACUGUGAAGACAUGGACGAGUGUGUGGGGAAUCAUCGCUGUCAGCACGGCUGUCAGAAUCUGGUGGGAGGCUACAGGUGCAGCUGUCCUCAGGGAUACCUGCAGCACUACCAGUGGAACCAGUGCGUCGAUGAGAACGAGUGCCAGAACGGUCAGAUAUGCGGCGGCGCCUCGUGUCACAACACGCUGGGCAGUUUCCGCUGUCUCUGUCCGACGGGCUUUUCCUUCGAGCAGCAGACCGGAGGAUGUCAGGACAUCAACGAGUGCAGCUCCUCACAGAACCCCUGCAGCUUCGGCUGCUCCAACACCGACGGAGGAUACCUGUGUGGCUGCCCGCCUGGAUACCUGCGUGCUGGACAGGGGCACUGUCUGUCCGGGGCGGGGCUGUCGUCCGGUGGAUCUCCUCUGAUUCCCUCUGCUGACGGAGACGAGAACGCUCUCUCCCCCGAGGCCUGCUACGAGUGUAAGAUCAACGGCUAUCCGAAGAAGGGCCGCAAACGCAGGAACGCCAACGAGAGCGAAGAGCUGCAGAACGCUCUGGACGGGGUCAGUCUGGCCAGUGUAGACGUGGAUAACACCCUGCAGCUGCGUCUGAACAUCAGCACGCUGAAGAGCAAAGACCACAUCAUCGACUUCAUGCCGGCGCUGUCCACGCUCGCUAACCACAUGCGCUACGCUAUCGACCACGGCGACGGCGACGGCCUGUUCCGCAUGAGCCAGAAGGACGGCGCCAGCUACCUGCACGUCUCCAAGAAGAAAGCUCUCCAGCCGGGAGCCUAUUAUUUACAAAUCCGCAGCGUGCCUCAGAGCGGCAGCCCGGAGCGGCCCGACACAGACUACCUCAGCGGGCAGCGAGGAGACGCCCUGCACAUGAGCGUCCAGAUCGUCCUGCACUGACGGACACUGGGACGGACUGCAGCAGCCUCGCCAAAGAGCAGCACGCACCGCAUCAUACGCUCGCAUUACACACGGCCCGGGCCGAGCAGCGCUUGAAUCCCAUCAAUUCCACUUCAGACUCUGCUCAGCGAUUCCAGUCCAAACAUCUCGCUGCUUUGCCGUUAUAAGGUUCUGUCUGCAUUCUCAGCAGAUUCCAGAGAUUGAGCUAUUGCAUUUUAUUCGUUUUUUUUUUUUUUUUUUACUUCUGUAGAUAGAACCCUUUUCUUUUCUUUAAAAAAAGGCUCAAAAUGUACACAGCUUAAAAAGAAACACCAGAUCAUGUAAAUAAGGCGUCACGGAAUAAGAACGUGAACCGGAGAGAACCUUAUAAUCCCGAGGCGACGGAUUAGAUAUCAAGCUUAUUUAUUAUUCCGUCUCUUUUCAUUGCUGCUGAAUACUAUAAACUAAAAUCAGCCGGCUGCAUAAAAACUGGACUCUAUUUAGCAAAAUAGAGCUUAAAUUGAGGCUUUUUUCUAAUGCUUGUGGUCACGAUUCUGAAGAAAAGAUAUUAGACAAAUAAACAAAAUGGAACGAUUCAGUGAUUCAGUGACUCGGUGUGAACGAAUCUCUCGAACGAACGACUCAAAGACCCACACGUAUCACACAGCCCCUCGUCGCUAGGUAAAAAUGAAAGCUGCGCACGCAGGAAUUGUGAUUUUAAUCUGAUCUGACUCUGGAAUUGGAAUUGAUGUGGAUUCCCGACCCUACAUAUUACACACACCCCCACGGCUGCGGAGGAACGAGGGAAGUUUCUCGCUCCGGCUCAGUCUAUCGUAUCUUACCGGUGCUAGUAGAUUCCUGCACUGUAAUAACCGCCCCGCGCCGUCUGCGGCUGCCCGACGCUAGCCUUUCUGUCCUCUGCAAAUAUUCCAACGGGGUUCCUGCGGCUCUUAUCAAGGUCAAGAACAUGCGAGGAACAGACCGAACGGAGCUCAGCGCUUCAAGAUGCUCCCUGAAUGUAAACCCAGCAAAAACACACACAGCGUCCAAAACAUCUCCGAGUGCUUUUUCUUUAUUAUACGAAACUAAAACAGCUCAUGUUUUGAACAUCUGUGCUCAGAAACACUAGAAUAUGUAAAUAACUGUUACUGUAUCUUCUGAUCACACUGCUGUCUUUUCUCUUGUUUUCCAGCGCAAAUGUUUUGGGAAAAUCGAGUUACAUUUACUGGAGAAGCAAAGUGAGCAGCGUUCAUGAGGUAGUUCCUAAAAAUAUACACCUUUACAGGGACCCAAAAAAUGAUUAAAGAUGGGACCAAAAGUAAAACGUUACACAGUUAGUUACAGUAUAGUGAAGCAUUACUUUUAAAGAGAACACUGAAAGUGACAAAAUAAGAAGUCUUACUAUUAAACGAGUUUAUGAUUAAGGGGGUGUUUCAACUAAAAAUGGACAAUCUUUUGAGCGUUUUGGCCAUUUAUACAUCACCGGGGAGGUUUUUGACAAAAGCAUGUAAAGACUUUAUAUAUAAUUCAUAACUACCUGUACUUCACAGCUGACUAACUACUCAAUAAUGACCAAACACCUGCUCAAAGGAACUCAAAUGAAAGAAUAUUUUCUUUUCUCAGAAGCUGUUUCCAUCCAAACUUAUGAGAGAAAGCAGAAUACUGCGUAAAACAAUUCCCUGAGUGUCAGAGAAAAAACAGUCCGGUGCAAAAUAGUCAUUAAAUGAAAGUUCCUGCAGUACAGGACACUUUCUGGGCUUUUUUUCCUAAAUAAUACGGAGGUGAUUAUAUCAAAUCAUUUUGAUGCUCAGGCCUUUCAGGAUCAUUAAAGUAACAUCUGAGAAGAGAUCGGUUAAUCUACAUAUCCAGUCACAGGACCUCUUUUGUUGCGUUGGGUAACUCCGUCAAGCGUUUUUCUUAUUGGUUUUUCCACAUCCAGCGUUUUAUGCAUUAUUUCGCACGUCUUGAACGUCUAUGUCGGUGGAAGUAUCUCACGUGUUCAUUCUGUGUCUCCAGUCGAUGUUUGUGCUGUAAAACAAGAGCGAAAUACCGAGGAAGUGCAUGCAGCAUUGAUGAAUUCAGGACCUUCGCAAGCCCCGCAGAAACCCUGUCCAUGUAAUUGAAGUGUGUCUAUACUGUAACCGUGUCACUUUUUUACUCGCGAACGCAUUUGUAAACUAGAGGACCCCUGGAACGGAGGGGUUUGUAAUGGUGCUUCUUAUAAUGACCAACUACUUGUAAACUGUGUUUCUGUGACUCGAUCCAUAUGCACUGAGGUCUGACGGCCACACACACACACACACACACACACACACACACACACACACCUGUGGCCUCCGGCGAUGAGAACGCCGCCUCUGCCGUCUGUACGACCACGUUCUGUUCUGUCUUCACACUCGUGAGGGGUUAGAUGUACAUUCACAAUAAAAACAUAUUUUUGGUUGU